Molecule: messenger RNA, 681 nt
Organism: Onychomys torridus (southern grasshopper mouse)
Lineage: Eukaryota; Metazoa; Chordata; Mammalia; Rodentia; Cricetidae
Product: cytochrome P450 2C70-like
Exons: 4
Coding region: 1-681 (226 amino acids)
Biological process (GO): xenobiotic metabolic process
Cellular component (GO): cytoplasm; intracellular membrane-bounded organelle
Molecular function (GO): heme binding; oxidoreductase activity, acting on paired donors, with incorporation or reduction of molecular oxygen, reduced flavin or flavoprotein as one donor, and incorporation of one atom of oxygen; iron ion binding
Source: RefSeq, a predicted model, not a curated record
AUGACUCUCUUCAUAAUCUUGGGGAUUUGCCUUUCUUGUUUGAGUCUUCUUUUCCUAUGGAAUCAGCACCAUGGCAAAGGGAAGCUCCCUCCUGGGCCCACUCCUUUUCCAGUUGUUGGAAAUAUUUUGCAAAUGGAUAUUAAAAAUACCAUCAAAUCUCUGAACAUGCUAGCGGAAGAGUAUGGCCCUGUAUUCACUGUGUAUCUGGGAAUGAAGCCCACGGUGGUGCUGCAUGGAUAUGAAGUACUGAAGGAAGCUCUGAUUGACCGGGGAGAUGAGUUUUCUGGCAAGAUGCAAUCACCAUUACUCUGUAAAGUCAACCAAGGAUUAGGAAUCAUUUUCAGCAAUGGAGAAAUAUGGAAGCAAACACGGCGUUUCUCCCUCACAGUCUUACGGUCUAUGGGGAUGGGAAAGAAAACUAUUGAAGACCGAAUUCAGCAGGAAGCACUUUGUCUGGUGAAAGCAUUGAGAAAAACCAAUGGGUCUCCCUGUGACCCAAACUUCCUUCUGGCCUGUGUUCCCUGCAAUGUGAUCUCUGCUGUCAUUUUCCAGCAUCGUUUUGACUACAAUGAUGACACUUUCAAAGGCCUCAUGAACAAUUUUCAAAGAAAUAUUGAAAUUUUAACAUCUGCUUGGAUCCAGGUGAAGUUCAGUUUUAUUUAUAUGUGGUGGUUUGAAUAG